Protopolystoma xenopodis is the source of this 867-nucleotide messenger RNA. NCBI's taxonomy places the organism in Eukaryota, Metazoa, Platyhelminthes, Monogenea, Polystomatidea, Polystomatidae. The record is from the annotation of a GenBank genome assembly.
AUGGAAUCCAGCUUCGCCAUUGGACCUCUGCAUAUGACUCAGCUCCCAGCCUCGACGCGUCCUUUAAAGCCUGGCAGAGACACUGAGAUUGAGAUCAACUGCAAGGAUUGUGAGGGCCUUGGUGUCAGCUUUAUUGGCGGCUCUGAAACGUCUCUGGUUCGGCUUAUUGUGAAUGCGGCUAGACUGCGACCGGCUGUCUUUCCUGAAGGAGCUGCAGCUCGUGAUGGUCGACUCCGGCCCGGGGACCAGCUGCUUAGCGUCAAUGGUGUUUCGUUGUCUGGCCAGCCCUACCUGAUUGUGCUCGAGUGUCUUAGCCAAGCUGUAGCCAAGGCUGUUGUCGGUCAGUCACGAGCCGCGCCCAUCACCACAGCUGCCAACCAGACCUCUAACAGCCAUGUUGCCAACGCCGUGGUCGCUCAUCGCUCCUCGCUGGCGUCGAGUACGCCUGACACAACGACACCACCAUCUGGUGGCAGCGGCAGUGGCAUUGGUGCUUCGACCCCUGUCGUCACUGAAACUUCACAGUACUCUGUACUUUUGUUGCUGCAUCGGCUAUCUGAGCCACGCGACAAAUGGUACGAUCAGGAGGAGACCGUGGAGCUGGUGAAAAAGCCCGGACGUGGCCUGGGCAUCUGUAUCACUGGCAGAUGUUGUGUCUGUCGUGAGGAGUCCUUGGACGAGGCCAGUCUUGCAGACAGUGAGAAGGAGAACGCCCAUGUCGGAACAGCCACGGGAAAUAGAGUUUUACAGAAAAAGACGGAUAUGAUCAGGCCGCAGCAAACCACCGUCUGCCAGCACAAGAUGGGGGUUUUAAUUUCAGAAACGACUGCUGUAGGUUCUCAAAUCUACUUGAUCCACAUAUCUUAG